Laccaria bicolor S238N-H82 is the source of this 645-nucleotide messenger RNA. RefSeq lists its product as uncharacterized. The transcript has 9 exons. The record is from RefSeq and is a predicted model, not a curated record. NCBI's taxonomy places the organism in Eukaryota, Fungi, Basidiomycota, Agaricomycetes, Agaricales, Hydnangiaceae. The coding region runs from base 1 to 645 and encodes 214 amino acids.
AUGCAUGAGCUCAAGUUUGCCACCAUCCAUGAAGUCGGAGAUCAAUCUGUUUUUCACCGCAUGCGUCAAAGAAGCACUGAUAUGACUACAACCGCGUGGUGUGGGAUGCUUGGGGCUCCAGUCAGGACUCUAGUAGCUCGUUCCUUCCCCGCCCCCGAGUGUGCGGAGAUUUCGACCUUGCGCCCUUCACGGCGCGACAUAUCCUUCCCUCACAAAACUUUGCCCUCGGUUCGAACGGCAGGUGUGAAAGUGGUGGGCGCCUGUUUUCCCGUGGCUGCAACUUGUUACGUGUUAGGGCUUGGCGCUGAUACAAAUGGUACCUUCACUCACUCUCACACACUCCCUGAUAAUCGGUCGCGACAAAUCUUGACCGCAGAAGGGUUGUACAACUCGAUGUCCAUGAUCGGCUCAGAUUGCGGGUUCUAUCCUACUUUUACAAGCAGGACAUCGACGUUUCAAGCUUCAAGUCAAGUCACGACACCCAAUGGCCCGACAGUUCAACGUGCUGGAAUGUUGCCAGGAGCGCGCUCCUCACUGUUCAAGAUCGACGCAAUUUCAAGACAGACUGAGAGACCCAAUUUUAACCAAGGGUUUCUCACCGCCAGCUUCAGAUCCAGCACCCAGAACUACGCAAGAACUACGUAG